GGUUUCCCGGGCCGGGGCCGGGCCAUGGGGAAGGAGCAGGAGCUGCUGGAGGCCGCCCGCACCGGGAACCUGCCCGCCGUGGAGAAGCUGCUCUCGGGCAAGCGCCUCAGCUCGGGCUUCGGCUCCGGCGGCGGCGGCGGCGGUGGCUCCGGGUCCUCGGGGGGCGGCGGCGGCGGCAGCGGCAGCAGCGGCCACCCGCUCUCUAGCCUGCUCAGUAUAUGGAGAGGACCAAAUGUGAACUGUGUUGACAGUACUGGAUACACUCCAUUGCACCAUGCUGCUUUGAAUGGUCACAAGGAUGUUGUGGAAGUUCUGCUGAGGAAUGAUGCAUUAACCAAUGUGGCUGACUGCAAAGGCUGUUAUCCUCUUCAUUUGGCAGCUUGGAAGGGAGAUGCUGAGAUAGUGAAACUGCUAAUACACCAGGGACCAUCCCACACUAAAGUGAAUGAGCAGAAUGCUCUUGAAAUCAAAGAACUCAAAAAGUACGGCCCCUUUGACCCCUAUAUCAAUGCCAAGAAUAACGACAAUGAGACGGCACUGCACUGUGCAGCUCAGUAUGGCCAUACAGAAGUGGUGAAGGUUCUGCUGGAGGAGUUGACUGACCCUACUAUGCGCAAUAACAAGUUUGAGACUCCUCUUGAUUUGGCUGCACUCUACGGGAGAUUGGAGGUUGUGAAGAUGUUGCUCAAUGCUCAUCCCAAUCUAUUAAGCUGCAAUACUAAGAAACACACACCCUUACAUCUAGCGGCUAGGAAUGGCCAUAAAGCUGUAGUUCAUGUUCUCCUGGAUGCUGGCAUGGAUAACAAUUACCAGACAGAAAAAGGCAGCGCUUUGCACGAGGCUGCUUUGUUUGGCAAAACGGAUGUGGUACAGAUACUGCUAGCUGCAGGCAUUGAUGUGUAUAUAAAGGACAACAGAGGACUGACUGCUUUGGAGAUUGUGAGGGAACUUCCAUCUCAGAAAAGCCAACAAAUAGCCGCUUUCAUUGAAGAUUGUACAACAGAGAAGAAGACAGCAAAAGCAGAAGAGAAGACACCACCAGCUCCAGCUACUUCUACUGAAGCCUCACUUCGGGUAAACCAAGGGAAUGUGGAUAGAGCUAUGACAGAAUUGAUCAUAGAUUUUGAUGGGAAGCCUGAGGAGUGUCCAUAUGAAGUCUUGUACAAUGCAACAUCCUGCCACUCUUUGGACAGCCUGGCCAGUGGAAGAUCUUCAGACAGAGACUCAGUGAAUAGGGAAGCGGAGAUGACCAGUGUUAAAGUGACAGGAGUGAGGCCUAGAGAGCGUCCACCUCCUCCUGCCAAACCUCCCCCUGAUGAAGAGGAGGAACACGUAGAGAAGACGCAGAAUACAUCUUCUAAGGGCUUGGUCACUAAGAGGAAGAGUAGGGGAAGCACAGCGGAUGAAGAAGAGGAGCAUCCUUAUGAGCUCCUUCUAACAGCAGAAACUAAGAAACAUAUUGCAGUGGACAAAAAAACAAAAGGUGAAUCAUCUUCAGGUGCUGCCAGCAGUGUCCAGCCACCGGCUUGGUCACGAAAAGGUCCAUCUUCCCAGGAUGGCCAAUGGCCUCUGAAUUGCCAAGCCUCUUCUGACUUUUCUACCAGCCAUUCAGAGCAAUAUCCAAGUCCUGAAUCCCACUUGAUAGAGAUGUCAAAAGACCAAAGGGGGAGCAGCAGUAGCCACAGCCAAGGAGAUGCCCAGGAUGUUCAAGGGCUGGAUCAGUUCUCAGGUCUGCUGCAUGGUUCUUCUCCGGUGUGUGAAAUAAAUGAGGACCCUUUCAGACUUAUUUCGGCUGUGGGCAAAGGAAGUACAGAAGGGACUGCUAUGCAGCUGGAAGAUGCUGAGGCAUCUGGAUCGGUACAGACUAGCACCGCAGACCAAAAUAAAGUGGUCUAUUCAACCAUCCAUCAUACCAGUGACAACAAGUUGGACCCUGAAACUUUAGCACAUCCUCACUUGACACAGCACCCUGGUGGUGCUGAAGAAGGAGACAAGAGCAGUGUUGUGGGAAGAAUUUACCCAGGAGGCAAGCCCAAAGCAGAACUGAAACUUAGCCGUAGCUUGUCAAAAUCAGACUCUGACCUUUUGACCACCUCACCAACAGAGGACGAUACUAUGGGGAGCAGAAGUGAAUCACUUUCCAAUUGUAGUACUGGAAAAAAAAGGCUGGAAAAAUCACCUUCCUUUGCUUCAGAGUGGGAUGAGAUCGAGAAAAUUAUGAGCUCCAUUGGUGAAGGCAUUGACUUUUCUCAGGAGCAACAGAGGAUGUCAGGUUCGCGGAUGCUGGAGCAGAGUGUUGGGGAGUGGCUGGAGUCCAUCGGCUUACAGCAAUAUGAGAGUAAACUGCUUCUCAAUGGUUUCGAUGAUGUCCGCUUCCUGGGCUGCAAUGUCAUGGAAGAUCAGGAUCUUCGGGAGAUUGGUAUUAGUGACCCUCAGCAUCGCAGGAAACUUCUCCAGGCGGCACGUUCCCUUCCUAAGGUCAAAUCCUUGGGCUGUGAUGGGACUCAGCCCUCCGUUCCUGCCUGGCUUGACUCCCUGGGACUGCAGGAUUACAUUCAAUCAUUUCUAUCAAGUGGCUACAGUUCUAUAGACUCUGUGAAAAACCUCUGGGAAUUAGAACUAGUAAAUGUGCUCAAGGUAAACCUUCUUGGCCAUCGUAAGCGAAUCAUAGCCUCCCUGGCAGACAGACCAUAUGAGGAGCCUCCACAAAAACCGCCACGUUUCUCUCAGCUAAGAUGCCAGGAUUUGAUAUCCCAGACAUCUUCACCUCUGAGCCAGAGUGACUCUUGCACAGGAAGGUCUGCAGAUCUCCUGCUACCUUUGGGGGAUGUUGGAAGGAAGAGACAUGAGAGCAGCCAUGAUAUUGCAUCUUACCCCAGAACAGAGAGACUCAAAGCGCAGGAGGAACGUCGUGAAUCCAAACUUACACUCAGACCCCCAAGUCUGGCAGCUCCUUAUGCCCCUGUCCAACACUGGCAGCACCAACCAGAGAAACUUAUAUUUGAAUCCUGUGGGUAUGAAGCCAAUUAUUUAGGAUCCAUGUUAAUCAAAGAUCUUCGAGGGACAGAAUCUACUCAGGAUGCCUGUGCAAAGAUGAGGAAAUCCACGGAACAUAUGAAAAAGGUCCCUACUAUAAUAUUAUCUAUUACUUACAAAGGAGUGAAGUUCAUAGAUGCAUCUAACAAGAAUGUUAUUGCUGAGCAUGAAAUCCGGAACAUCUCUUGUGCUGCCCAGGACCCAGAGGAUCUCUGUACAUUUGCCUAUAUCACCAAGGACUUGCAGACUAGCCAUCACUACUGCCAUGUCUUCAGUACCAUUGAUGUAAAUUUAACAUAUGAAAUCAUUCUGACAUUGGGGCAAGCAUUUGAAGUAGCCUACCAGUUGGCUCUCCAAGCCCAAAAAUCAAAACCUACAGGUGCUUUGACAGCUGAAACGAUAGAAACAAAAUCUUCAAAACCGGUGCCUAAACCUCGAGCCAGCAUGAGGAAAUCAGCACUGGAGCCAUCUGAAGUGGACCAAGACUCCCAGUCCCAUGCUAGUGUGUCCUGGGUUGUAGAGCCCAAGCAGGAUUCCAAGAGGACCCUCAGCACUAAGUAUGAGACCACUAUCUUCUGAAAACAAAUCCUGCAUCCAUCCAGUCUAACCGUGCCUUUGCAGUCCGAUCUGUCUGCUGUUCUAAACCCUUCCUUCCUCCCAUUGCUGGCACUAGGUGUGGCACCAUCAGAGACAGCAGCAUUAAGAUACUAUAGACUAAACAGCUUUUUGUAUCUGAUUUCUACUGAACACUGUGAAUUCUCCUAAUGGAAACAAGGGUAACUCAUUAAGAGAGCCACCUGGUUAAGAUGUCUGAGAGGUGGGAGAAGCGAAGCCUAUGGGAGUCGAAUAUGUGGAUUUUGGAAACCAUCUGGUGUUUGACUUUCUCUUCAUUUUGACACUGUGAAUUUGUGGGGUGAAGUAACACUCCAUAGGCCUUUUCUAAUUAGCAUUCUUAUUCUUGGACUGUUCUUCAACUUUGGUCUCAUGUAUAUGCUGUUGCAAUCUAGAUUUAUACCUCCAUACUGAGCCAUGGCCACAAACUGUUCCAACAAGUAGCACUCUUUUACCUGUCAUCUCAGAAGACACUAACCACUGUGAUACUGCUUGCAAACCUCUUGCUCACCAGAUUUCCUAGCAUGGAUUCUGCUCACAGUCUUUGCUGCACAUGGAUACCUGAAUGCAUGCUGAACUGCAGACAUCCGCAUUCCAGCAUGGAAAUGCAGUAAAGGGGCAGAACACUAAGAAGCAGUGAAACCCUGGCGGUAUGAAGAUCAGCACCCUGCUCUGGGAUGUGUCCUUGGCUGCUCAUUAAGGACUUCCAGAGCCGAGUAAAAAGGGAUUCCAGCCACAAGCUAACAAAAAGCAGUAUGCGUUUCUAGCAAGAUAAUUGAAACAUCUGAGGUUAAGAGACUGAUGCCAUGUGCUCUGGUGUGAAACAGGAUUUUAACAUGCAGUGAUAUUGUGAAUUUCACAAUUUCAGCAUACCAUUGAUGGAAGUGGAGCAUUUCAACUGCUAAAAGAAAACACAAACAUGCCUGUCUUAGAAUACAGGUUGAGAGGAUGUCAGACUAUUAAACAGUAUACACUUUCACUUUGGCUUGGAUAAGUAGUAGACAAAUCCCCAAGUGGCUGCAAUAUUAAACUUACUUUGAAGGUACUGGCACCUAAGUUGAUUAUCAUACAUACUUGAUCGCCUCAGUAAGCAUUUAAGUGGGAGAUAGGGCACCUUAAUUAAAAUUAUCAAUAUUUAACCCUGUGGGACAAUUGCUGAACAGAAGCUUGGUACAAGCCUGUUUUCACUGCAGAGAACAGAAUUGCAAUAUUCCUGUUCUGUGAAAGUUCAAUCCCUACACACAUACACACACUGUAUAUACAAGUAAUUGGACUUUGGCUCCUUGCAUCUCAUUCAUGUACCAUAUUUUUAAAAAUGUGGUUGUGCCCUGAUGGUUUGAGAUUUUUUAAAGAAGUUUAUUCACUGAUUAGCACUUUUUAUACUAGUUCAUAAUUUAAGUAUGCUUAGUACAAUAAUUUCAGAAAAUGAAAGAAUGUGGAGAGAAUAUUGGGGCAUUAUGCUAAAACACUUGAUUUCUUGUUCUGCUCCACUCAAGAAUGACUGCGUCAGAUGGAAGCUGUGCUUAUAAUAAUGCUUCAUGUAAAGUAUCACAGUCUCGAACACUGGUUUGGCUGUGAUUGUGAUGGAUGCAUCUUUCUACACCCUAAGGGAAAGAUGAGGAAGUGCAAAUAAGUCUGUGGCAGAUGUGAUAGCUUGUGGUACCCUGCUACUGUGUUAAUGGCUUGUUUCAACUUUCGUUACUGCUGUAUCUUUAAGAUGUAAUUUAGUCUUAUUCCUGUUGAAUAAGGGGGGAAACCAAAUCACCAUCCUAAAGGCCUGGAUUUAGAAAUAGUGGGUGAAUUUUGAAAAAGUAACAUUCCUUUAUAUGCAUACAUGAUUGUUAUGCUGGUAUUGGUAUAAAUAUUGCUAUACUGAGAAGUCUGUUCUGAGAGAAUGCAAAUUGAACUGUUUUUGCUAUGGAGGGGAAAGCCUUAGAACAUGAUGACAGGGAUAGAUGAUGUAAACUUCCAACUCGUUUCUUCCAGUGAUCAGGUGCUUCCUUUCUGAGUUUACAUGGACAUACCAAGAUCUGUGACUGCAUCUUCUGGUUAGGCAUUCUUUUUAAGGUGGCAAUCAAAGAUAUUCUGGACUUGACUCUCCUAGAGAUUGUAGUUAUUCCCAGGCUCCCAGCAGUUUGAUGUUUAUACAGUAUUUAAAGCGCUUGCCUCUUUACAGAGUUUUGCAGCACAUUGAGAAAAAUACCAUAUGUUCCUGGCACUUGAAUGUGUGUUUAGAUCUUCACUGAAAAUGCUACUCCUAUUUUAGUACCAGCCUCUGCUGAAGUGGCAUCAUCUAUCUGUGCUGCUUUUGCCAGCACUCCAUAUGUUCUCCUUUUCAAAACAAUGUUAUGUCUUCUGUAGACUUAUUUUUACCUUGCAUAUAUCCAGGGAGAGAGAACACUCUACAGAUGCUAAGGUGGAUGAAGGAAUUAUUGCUUAUCUCUUGAGUGGGAAUCACUUUAUUAAAAUCAAACUCUCUUCAUCUUUUUAUUCUCUACAUGUUACAUGCUAUUGUCAACUCACAGAAACUGGCCUUUAGACUUUCUUAGCUUAAAGGGAAAGCCUUAUUUCAAUUUGAUAUAUGUGACAAUUCUGCCCUGCCCCCUCCAGAAAAGAAAUUAUAGAGCAGCUUCAGGUGGUGAGCUGUGUUGCUCUUGCAGACCAGACAUCUGAUGGUACCUCACAUUUUUGAAUAACUUCUUCACCUGUGAAACUAAAAUGUUUUGGGUAAUACUUCAUUCCUACAUUGUCUCCUUUUGCAUGAUCAGUAUGAACGUUAUCAACAGGAUUUUCCCCUAUGCUUGCACCUGAACAGGGCAGGUAGAUUCUUGGUAACAGGCAGUUUGGUUUACAAUAUAAACACUUUUUGCUAAUUGUGAUGUAUGGCAGUGGGACUGAUUUGUAAUAAAAAUGUUAUUUAAUCUGUCUUUGUAUUUUGAUACUUGAACUAUUUCCUUUUUAUUUCCUGUGUAUAAAAAUUGUUAAUCUGUCCAUUUUUUGUGGUACCAAGCAUAACCAAUCUGUGCAACAACAUAGACUGACCUCACUACAACAAGGCGAAACUGUAAAUAUUCCUGGGCUUCCAGCAGUCGUUUUGUUGUUUGUUUUUCAUAAUUGUAUGACUUAGAACAGACUAAAUUAAUAAAAUUAGACAUCUCUGUA
This is a messenger RNA of Elgaria multicarinata webbii, 6810 nucleotides long. It is a transcript of the gene ANKS1A, whose product is annotated as ankyrin repeat and sterile alpha motif domain containing 1A. The transcript has 28 exons. Gene Ontology annotation, molecular function: ephrin receptor binding. Lineage: Eukaryota; Metazoa; Chordata; Lepidosauria; Squamata; Anguidae. Gene Ontology annotation, cellular component: cytosol. The coding region runs from base 25 to 3615 and encodes 1196 amino acids. The record is from RefSeq and is a predicted model, not a curated record. Gene Ontology annotation, biological process: ephrin receptor signaling pathway.